GCGGAGCCGGCCCGCCCGUAUUUAUGCUGAGCCCCGCCAGGAGCGGCGCCGUAAGUGUGGGGCGGAAGCGCCCGGCACCUCGUUCCUCCCGCCCGGGCGCAGGCGACGAGGAUGAGCCAAAGAGACACCCUGGUGCAUCUCUUUGCCGGCGGAUGUGGAGGUACUGUUGGUGCAAUUCUGACAUGUCCACUGGAAGUUGUAAAAACACGCCUGCAGUCCUCCUCUGUGACUCUCUACAUCUCUGAAGUUCAUCUCAACACACUGAAUGGUGCUACUGUCAACCGAGUAGCCAGAGUUUCUCCUGGACCUCUCCACUGUCUGAAGAUGAUCUUGCAAAAUGAAGGUCCUCGUUCUCUGUUCAGAGGGCUGGGUCCUAAUUUAGUUGGUGUUGCUCCUUCCAGAGCAAUAUAUUUUGCUGCUUACUCAAAUUGCAAGGAAAAGUUGAACAAUAUUUUCAAUCCAGAUUCUACCCAGGUACACAUGAUGUCAGCUGGUGUGGCAGGCUUUACUGCGAUCACAACAACUAAUCCCAUUUGGUUGGUGAAGACACGAUUACAGCUUGACGCAAGGAAUCGUGGAGAAAAGCGAAUGAGCGCAUUUGAGUGUGCCCGCAAAGUUUAUCGCUUGGAUGGCUUUAGAGGCUUUUACCGGGGAAUGUCUGCGUCCUAUGCAGGCAUAUCUGAGACUGUUAUUCACUUUGUCAUUUAUGAGAGUAUUAAGAAAAGAUUACUGGAAUAUAAGACUGCUGGUGCCAUGGACAAUGAGGAAGAUUCAGUAAAAGAAGCAUCGGACUUUGUUCGAAUGAUGAUGGCUGCCGCCACUUCCAAAACGUGUGCAACAUCAAUAGCAUAUCCCCAUGAGGUUGUACGAACAAGACUAAGAGAAGAGGGAACAAAAUACAGAUCUUUCUUCCAGACACUGUCUUUGCUGGUGCGAGAGGAAGGGUACGGCGCCCUGUACCGAGGGCUGACUACACACCUGAUCAGACAGAUCCCAAACACGGCUAUCAUGAUGUCCACCUAUGAAGUUGUAGUCUACUUACUUGAUGGAUAGCAGUGUGCCAAGGUGGAAGAAGGUGGAAGACUGAAGGACUGGAGUGGACCACUGAAUGUCAAUGCCAAUGUGGUGGGCUAAAGGAGCAUUGUAUUGGGAGCAAGCAACUGUGGACGAAACAGAAGGUUGAUUGUGGGCAACUCUGAGUAAUUUUGCUGCCUUUAUUGUGUGGUCUCAUGUCAAUGUGACAAAUGGGAACUGCCCCUUAGGGAAUGCCUUCAUACAUCUCUUAAUUCAGAAUUAUUCUUUUCUUCUCAUCUGUUAAACUAGACAAAGCCAUUGAGUCAUCUUCAGAGACCUGAUGGGUGAGGGAGGGGACAUGAAAUAUGUUGCUGGGCAGUCCUAUUACCUUCUCUUAGUGAUUGCUCUCAGCUACAUCAUUUUUGUUCUGUUUUACUGAAUGGUAACCUGUUGGGGGAAUGGGCAAGAGAGUACUUUCAAAGCUUUCUAUACCUGAAACUUCCAUUUAGUUGCUCUGAAGAUUCAUAGAGAGACUGAGGUAGUGUGGUAAGUGUGUGAAGUUUUUCAUGUUGCUACCUCAAGACGAAAUAAGGUGCAGGGACCCAGAACAGUUAUUUCUUCACUACAAAAGGUGAUACCUGUUGUAGCUUUUUGGUUUGGAUUGUUUUAUUUUUUUUUCUUUGACGUUUGAGCAGUGUUGUGGGUUAAUGAGAGAGAGUCUGACUGUUCAACUCUUCAGGUUAUUGGUCUGUUCAUGUUGGUGUAUGUGGACUUCUGGUCCUGCUGCAUCAUACUUUUCCUUUUCUGGAACUUCUCUUAAGUCAGAGAGGCCUAUGAAACAUUGUCCUGUAUCAUCAGUUUUCCUUGCCAAUAUGUUCAGGUCACUCACACAGCUAAGGAAGUUGCUGAAUGCCACUUUAUAGCCUUUUUAAGGAUUUGUAAUGUGAUGAGAAAUCUCAACUAGUCCAGCUUCCCACUUGUGAAGACAGGAUUCACUCAGUUUCAUGCUGCCUAAGCACAAGCUGUAUUACCCUUAAGUAUCUGGCAAAUCCUGCCUUGGGUUACCAGUGUUUAUAUGGGAGUACUGGGGGAGAACACAUAUCACUGUGGCUGGGGUGACCAGAAGGCAGAAACCAGUUGAAGUUGUGAUAGAUCCUGUCAGUGCAGACAGGCUCUGUGCAGAAGGAUGGAGAAAUUGUAAAUAAUAUUUUCUUGAAAGCAUUCCCCCUCAUAAAUGCUGUAUCACUUCUCUGAGCUUGAGCCUGUGUACUGAGCUAUAACCUUGUCCUCCACAUUGUCUGAUUAGUCAGGCAUUGGUUUUGUUCUGUAAGCCAAUUGCACAUUAACGCCCUGCAUUCAGCAGUGAGGCUUAGCUGGUUUAUGCUGUCAUAAUUUACACAAUUUUCCAAAAUCAUACAACUGGAGUGUCAAGCAGUUUAAUGUUACAGGAAGUUUUACAGCUUUACAGACAGAUACCUUCUCAGUCUGCAUCCACUGUCCUUAUGAGGAAGAUGAUAAAUUAUAAGUUGGGGUCAAUAGCUUUCUCCAUAUAAAUGCUGCUACACUGGCAUGGACAGAACUGUGCUCUCAGCUCUUCCAGUGUGGUACUUCAGUACACUUGAACUGUGCAUCAUGUGCAAUGGCUUUAUUUUAUGAAUGACUUCUUAUGCACUUUGUGGCCUUCUUAGGGCUUAUGACUUUCUUCCUCUUACUGAUUAUCUGGAAUCAAACCAUGUUUGUAAUAUGCAGUUUGGUUUUAAACAAAGCAUGUGGUUUGAUUUCUGUGUAAGCUGUGCAGGAGUUUAUGCUGUAAAUCUGUAGCAUCUCUGUGGCACUGGUUCUGUAGGCUCUCUGUAAAACCUCAAAGCUUGCAGAACAGUCAGUCUGGGUUUUUCUCGUUUGCUUUCCUUUAUUUUGACCCUUGUCAUGUUUUCCAUACAGUGUCAAAGUAUUUGAGUAUUUAAUGUAAUUCUCUGUAUUAAUUGCUCAUCCUCUAAAAGCCACCAAUAGUAAGUA
Melozone crissalis (California towhee) is the source of this 3030-nucleotide messenger RNA. RefSeq names its product solute carrier family 25 member 36 (gene SLC25A36). Gene Ontology annotation, cellular component: mitochondrion. The coding region runs from base 112 to 1053 and encodes 313 amino acids. Lineage: Eukaryota; Metazoa; Chordata; Aves; Passeriformes; Passerellidae. Gene Ontology annotation, biological process: pyrimidine nucleotide import into mitochondrion. The record is from RefSeq and is a predicted model, not a curated record. The transcript has 7 exons. Gene Ontology annotation, molecular function: pyrimidine nucleotide transmembrane transporter activity.